Molecule: messenger RNA, 1676 nt
Organism: Acipenser ruthenus (sterlet)
Lineage: Eukaryota; Metazoa; Chordata; Actinopteri; Acipenseriformes; Acipenseridae
Exons: 7
Coding region: 193-858 (221 amino acids)
Cellular component (GO): membrane
Source: RefSeq, a predicted model, not a curated record
UGGCACAUGAAGUGUUACAAAUCAGCCUGGCCCCAGUGCGUUUCACCUGCAGGCACUGAUUAACAGAUAACAGAGAUUGCUCGAGCUUUUUCAAACCAUCGCCGGGAGGACGUGAGGUUUAGCACAGCAAAGGUUCUGAUCUCUCCUGUUCAUGCCACCACACGCUGGUCUUUAUUGUCUAACUGAGAAGUCAUGGACCGCUACAGAUAUUUCAUAUUUAACCAGAGGAGUAUUGUGGUGCUGGGGAUCCUGCAGAUCGCCUGUGCUGGGCUGUGUGUGGUCUGUGGCUUCAUGGAUGCAAUCUUCAGAAAGGACACUACUCUGAGCAACACCAGGGUUCCUCUCUGGGCUGGAGUGAUAAUGGGCAUGCCAGGAGUCCUAGCUUUGUUUUCGUCACAGAAGAAGAACCCAUUGCUGGUUAACAUCAUGAUUGCUGCCUCUCUCUUCUCUUGUUUCACUACCGUGAUUAUAAUGGUCUACUCCUCCCUGACGUUAAGCUAUGGAGAGGAGGAUGAUGAGCUCUUUCACCCUUCACAUAUUCAGACAACGCAUGCAAAGUUCAUUCUCACUCGGCUUGUUCAAGGUGCUAAUUUAACCAUGCUGAUUGCCUGUACCUUUGGCAUACUGCUAGCUCUGUUCAUCGCCUUCACUGGCUGCAGGAGCGUCCCGUACUGUGCCUGUUACGACAGCGUCACUGGACUGGAAUCCCUGAAUCCAGAUGAUGACCAGAAUCCACAGACAGCGCUGGUUUGUACGUGGCAGGGUGGCGACAGCAGGCUGUUCAAUGCUCCUGUGCUGCUCAAUGAACAAGAGGAGGAGAUGUCUUCUAAACCCCCUCCCUAUAUCAGACUGGUCUGAAAUACAACCGGGCACACUGACUUUGAAUAUGCUGAUUGCUCAUUUUGUAACAUUAGUCUUGUUUUUUUAAAGAAAGUGUAUUGUUAUAUUGUAUUGGAAAUCAAUCAUGUCUACACCACACACUCCAUAAAUAAAAAUCUAAUUGGGUGUCAUUUGGACCAGAAUUUACCUAAAAUAUUUAAUCAGAAUAAAGCCGGAAUAUAUUACCAACCACAACAAAACUACAAAACCACUUCUGUAGUAAUCUAGAAAAACAAAUGCUGUUUGUUUAAGGGAACAACAAUAAUGGUAAUUUAUUCCAACCCCUACCCCACCCUGUUUUUUAAUUGCAUAGUAUGGAUAUUCAAUUUGGGCAGUACCCUGCCAAAACUCAUUUCUUUGGGCACUUCACCACUCCUUUAUUUUUAAAUCAAUAAUCUGUUUGUACUACAGGCUACCAGAGCAAUCAGAGUAGUGGAGUGAAAUGGUGACUGGUACUUCAUGCGUGGUAUCACGUGUUCACGUAUACUAGGAGGUAAAUAGUUUAUUGGUGUUUACACAUCAGUCUUAAAUAUGGAGGUGUUAGUUAUUCCAGUAGGGUACUGUUUAAGGACACAGUUCCAACAAACAAUUCUACUGAUUGGUCCUUGAUGUGAUCCAGAGGUACAGCUACACAGCAAAGCAAUACAGUGCUUUACUACAGAGAGCUUUUACUUGAAGAAAUGUAUCUGGUUUUCUAAUUCAUCUGGUGUCCAGAGUCUGUAUAUAUGUUUGAUCAAUUUGUUUUACUUGCUUUAUUCAAUAAUAUAUGGCUAAUAAAGAUACAAAAAAUACUAAAA